This is a messenger RNA of Astyanax mexicanus (Mexican tetra), 2376 nucleotides long. RefSeq names its product potassium channel modulatory factor 1 (gene kcmf1). The record is from RefSeq and is a predicted model, not a curated record. Lineage: Eukaryota; Metazoa; Chordata; Actinopteri; Characiformes; Acestrorhamphidae. The coding region runs from base 235 to 1386 and encodes 383 amino acids. Gene Ontology annotation, biological process: synaptic signaling. The transcript has 7 exons. Gene Ontology annotation, cellular component: plasma membrane. Gene Ontology annotation, molecular function: zinc ion binding.
AAGAAGCGGGGAGGAGCGGUGGGGCGCCCCCUGUCCGUCGCUCGCCCUCCCGCUGCCUCAUGACACACAGCGCGCAGGGAGGGGGAAAGGAAGAAGUGUAAAGCCCGGAUCCAUCUUCAAGAGAAAAUAGGAAAGACAGCGCGUCCCACUCUCAGCUAGCUCGUUUUCAGCGGCACUUUUUCGUAAAACAGGAGUCCGGGAGCCCGAGGAGGGGGCUGUGUCACUGUCUGUAGGAUGUCCCGACAUGAAGGUGUGAGCUGUGACGCGUGUUUAAAAGGAAAUUUCAGAGGGCGCAGAUACAAGUGUUUAAUUUGCUACGACUACGACCUGUGUGCGUCCUGCUACGAAAGUGGAGCCACCACAACUAGACACACCACGGAGCACCCCAUGCAGUGCAUACUAACCAGGGUAGACUUUGAUCUGUAUUAUGGCGGAGAGGCAUUUUCAGUAGAGCAGCCCCAGUCGUUUACCUGUCCCUAUUGUGGCAAAAUGGGUUAUACAGAAACGUCUCUACAGGAGCAUGUCACCUCGGAGCAUGCAGAGACUUCCACAGAGGUGAUCUGCCCAAUAUGUGCAGCGCUGCCUGGAGGCGACCCCAAUCAUGUGACAGACGACUUUGCUGCUCAUCUCACACUUGAACACAGAGCACCUAGAGAUUUAGAUGAGACGAGUGGAGUGCGGCAUGUGCGCCGGAUGUUUCACCCCGGCCGCGGGCUGGGUGGUCCACGAGCACGCAGGACUAACAUGCACUUUACUAGCAGCUCCACCGGGGGGCUCUCCUCUUCACAAAGCUCAUCCUACUCUCCAAGCAAUAGGGAAGCCAUGGACCCCAUAGCAGAGCUGCUGUCGCAGCUGUCAGGCGUGCGGCGCUCAGCAGGUGGCCAGCUGAACUCCUCUGGCCCGUCGGCUUCGCAGCUGCAGCAGUUGCAGAUGCAGCUGCAACUGGAGCGGCAGCAGGCACAGGCGGCCCGCCAGCAGUUGGAGACCGCACGCAACGCCACGCGCCAGCGCAGCAACCCUAGUAACAUCAACGCCAGCAUCCCACCGCCCAGCACCGCCACAAACACAGCCAUGACUGAGAGCAACCCACUGGCUUCACACAGCUCCCAGUUCCUCCUUACACGGUUGAACGAGCCGAAGAUGACCGAGAUGGAGCGGCAGGCUUUGGAGAGCGAGCGUGCCGACCGCAGCCUGUUCGUCCAGGAGCUGCUGCUUUCCACGCUGAUGCGUGAGGAGAGUUCUUCCUCAGACGAGGACGAGCGGCGAGACUUCGCCGACUUCGGAGCCAUGGGCUGUGUGGACAUCAUGCCUUUGGACGUGGCGUUGGAGAGCCUGAACCUGAAAGAGAGCUCUGCUGGCAAAGAGCCUCCACCUCCUCCUCUUUGAUGAUAUCCCACCACGCAGACAAUGUCCUCUGUGCUGUAACUGCCAAUGACGGUGGGCAAACACACAGCUCUCAUUUUUUCCCCUGGGGUUUGUUUUUGUUUUGUUUUUUUUUUUGUUUUUUUUGGUGAUUGUAAUUUCAGGUCUGUCACCUUUUGUUACAUUGUAAAAAUCCAUAAAAGGAGAGCGAAAAUGAGAGGAAAAAAUAAUCCAACAAGUGAGAACAAGUGUGUGAGAGAAUGAGAACGAGAGCGAGAGCGAGCGAGAGAGACAGUGAAAGAGAAAAAAUAUAAAAUAUUUAUAUAUAUAUAUAUAUAAAUAUAUAUAAAUAAGUUGAUAAUCAAUUCCACAUAACUAAUUUUUUUCCUUUAGCAGGUAAGCGUAGGUAGCUGUGGCAGACCUCUGCUUCCUGUGUCUAACAAAAAGGCUCUCCUUAUAAAUACUCCACAUUCAGAAACUGAAGAGGAAACUGAGUCCUUCUCUAAUGAAGCUGCUGUGUGUAUUUAUGAAUAUUAAUGAAUAAAAAGUGCUUGGAUGGUUUACCAUAACUACUGCAUGAGGUUAUUUGCAGCGUGCAUGAUUUUUAAUGACCAUGUCAUUAAAAUGGCAAAAAAAUCCCAAAGCUUUCUUUAAUUUUUUUAAGGGGGUUACUUGAACUGAACAGCGCUCUGUGAGAGAAUCUCAUGGAAUCAAAAAUUCAAUUUUUUUUCUUUUAAUUAUUUUUUUUAUUUACUGUUUUAUACAAGGACAACUUGGAAAAAAAUGGAAAAUUGGAAUCUGCAGUAGCUUCAUAAGAAAAACAAUGCAAAAAUGCUUCCCUUUUUAAAAUUAAUUAAAUUUUUAUUGAACUUUUAUUUUUUAAUCUCGAGCUGACCAGCGAAUUGCUCGGAAAACUCAAUGUAACCAGUGCUGCAAAAAACAACAGCAAAACUCAAGCAAAUUUACCAGGCUAAUAUGGUAGAGGCUGUCUUUCUUUUUUUUUUUUGCUAAAAA